CCCGCAGAGAACAGUAACUUUACAAGUUGUAUAAGUGUGUUGGCCGAGGUUGGGACAUCCGGAGUACGGACAAACCUCCCCCGCGCCCAAACAUCACAAAGCUGGAAGUUGGAUGUAUGACAUCAUUCCCCCUCCAUGGACGACGUCAUGUACCCCAGUACCACCAUUCAUCGGGGCUGUUGUACUGUGGUUAAGGGACGAUACAGACUAAUGAUAAGUUAGGGGGAAGAUGGAGGUAAAUCUGGCUGGAUGGGGUUGAAGCAUGGCAGGACAGCCGUCAUUGCCCAUACAUGGUCGACGUCAGCAAUUCAAAGGUCAAGGGGGGCAAGAUAUAUGCCGCCUCCCCUCCCCGGAUUUCGAGCCUCUUCUUCGGACAUACCGACUAUUUGAUUGCAUACCAAACCAUUUGACCACUAUUGUCAACAAGAAGCAUUCAACCAACCCAACCAAGAUUAGCAAACAUGGAGACCAUCCAGCGUGCCGCCAGCGCCGCCAGCGAGGCUCUCUUCGGCGAGCACGGAGAGCACGGGCAUACCACCCACGGUAAUACGGGUACCACCACACGCACCAAUGCCGCGGGAGAGAUGACCCACGAGCCGCUGUCGGGACGGACAGGGGAUACGAAAGCAGGAGAGCCAUAUGACGCUGGUAACCUAGACGAGAGAUCCCAGCAACGCAUCGCCGCUUCAAGGGACGAGCCCACCAACAUCACCGGCACAGCUAGAGAAUACACUUCCACCACUGGCACAUCAGGCGGAUACGCCCCCACUACAUUCACUACCGGCGGCACUGGCGGAUACGCCCCAACCACAUUCACUACCGGCACAGCUGGCGGAUAUGCGCCCACCACUUCCACCACCAGGUCCACCAGCGGCGAAGGUGAACUCCGCCGCUCCUCCGACAUCUCCCCCCGCUCCAGCCCAGCCACAGGCACGAUCCCCAUCCCCUCCAACAUUGACCGCCAUGCCGGCGGAGGCUCGUACUCAUCUGCCCGCGAGACCGCCGCGCGCGCUAUGGGCGCAGCUGAGACGCCUGGCAGCAGUGUCGGUGCAGCAGGAUACGCUGGUGCUGGCGCUGCUGCGGGAGGUACGGGACUGUGGAGUGCGGGGCAGGGGAGGGAGGAGGUUGACGCUAGAGAUGGAGGACAGCAGGGACAGCAAGCGAGAUUUGCGGGUGAGGGGGGCAAGGCGGAUGCAGCGGAUGCAGCGGAUGUGGCGCCUUCGAGGGCGCAUGCUGAGGGGAUGAAGGUUAAGGAUGCUGGCGAGACUUCUACGACUGGUCCGACUGGGGUUGGUGCUGGAGCUAGACCUACUAGCGCUGCCAGUGCCGGAGCUAGACCUACUAGCGCUGCCAGUGCCGGUGCUGCAACAGGUGGCGAGGGCGCACCCCUUGGCCGCCGCCAGAGUCUGACGGCUCACCUCCCGGGCGAGCCUGGAGGCGAGGGCAUGCGUCGCACGAGUGGCGCUGGGGAGGGAACGGGGGAGCAGUGGGUUAAGAGCAGUGGGAUGAAAGCUGAUGGCGGUGAUUUUGACGCCAGUGCUCCUGGUGCUGGAAGGGAGGCUGAUCGCCUGUUGACGGAGAAGGGCAUCAAGCGCUCGGGUGCGGAUGAGAAGGAGGUGACGGGGCAGAUGGAUACGAAGGCACCGAAUGGGUACAAUAAUGCUUCGGAGAGCGAGAAGCUGGGAGGUCUGAAGGAUAAGCUUAUGAAUAAGCUACAUAAGGGUCCGCUGUAACAUGAGGGCUCGAUAAUAUGGAUAGGUGUGUGUGACGAGUUUUCUGCGCAAGCUCGUCGUUGGAUUAUGUUUUGGACUUUGUAUAAGCUAGUUCCUAUUGAAUGAUCCAUCCACCUCAAACCCUCAGAAAUUUCAAAUCCCAACAACAACCCACGACCCUUCGUCCAUUUCAUCAAUCCCACAACCCGUAUUCCGAAAUGUGGUUAAAUAGGUUAUACGGGUGUUUGCUUACAUCAAGGUCGAUAAGUCAUCGAUGUACAUUAAACAAAUGUCUUCAUGGCUCAGUUGGUUAGAGCGUUGGUCUCAUACUUCUUGUAUGACGUAACUGUCAAACAGUCAUGUGAUUGCCAUCCAAAGGUCGUGAGUUCGAACCUCACUGAGGACAAUUCAAUUUUUUGCCAUUUUUUGUGCUAUUUUCUGUCUAAUGAAUGCCUUUUUUUUUUUUUUUUUGUCUUUACUAGCCCUGAUCUAUUGGCGUUGACAUAUGACGGAGAGAGCAGGAGGACUGUGCGUGGGGGUUAGAGGGAGCUGAACAGGGGAUGGGCAGUUAUUCUGCACGGGGUUGGGAGGGGUACUUGUGCCCCCUAAAAG
Molecule: messenger RNA, 2324 nt
Organism: Pseudogymnoascus destructans
Lineage: Eukaryota; Fungi; Ascomycota; Leotiomycetes; Thelebolales; Thelebolaceae
Exons: 3
Coding region: 462-1733 (423 amino acids)
Source: RefSeq, a predicted model, not a curated record